AUGUCGCGGUUAGUUCAUAUCUAUCUAUCUAUCUAUCUAUCUAUCUAUCUAUCUAUCUAUCUAUCUAUCUAUCUGUUUGUACGUCUGUCUCAGACUGUUCUUAUCUAUCAGACUAUUCAUAUCUAUCUAUCUAUCUAUCUAUCUAUCUAUCUAUCUAUCUAUCUGUCUCAUGAUAACACCCCGAAUAAUAUAAAUAAUCUAUCUAUCUAUCUAUCUAUCUAUCUAUCUAUCUAUCCCGUCCUGGAUAUGACGAUAAACUACAUCCGCGUCCAGGAUGAGGAUAACAGUCCGAAUAAUGCAAAUAAUGCAUCUAUCUAUCUAUCUAUCUAUCUAUCUAUCUAUCUAUCUAUCUAUCUAUCUAUCUAUCUCAUACUGUUCCUAUCUAUCUGUAGUAGGUUGUUCUUAUCUGUCUGUCUAUCUCUCUAUCUAUCUAUAGAGAGAUUUAAGGCCUAA
This is a messenger RNA of Acanthosepion pharaonis, 453 nucleotides long. The record is from the annotation of a GenBank genome assembly. NCBI's taxonomy places the organism in Eukaryota, Metazoa, Mollusca, Cephalopoda, Sepiida, Sepiidae.